Molecule: messenger RNA, 1425 nt
Organism: Suncus etruscus (white-toothed pygmy shrew)
Lineage: Eukaryota; Metazoa; Chordata; Mammalia; Eulipotyphla; Soricidae
Exons: 2
Coding region: 12-1364 (450 amino acids)
Source: RefSeq, a predicted model, not a curated record
CAGACUCUGAGAUGGAGGAACCAGAGCUGGGGGACAGGUCGCAGAGUUCCCAAGCACCAGCUCUUCUGAGCAGGCCAGGGGAUGUCGAGAGUCAGAGCAUGGCCCCUAUCUCCACCAAGCUGUCUGACACCUGCAAGGGCAUCUCCUCACACAAGGGGGAGCCAUGCAGCCGCAUUCUGGCCAAGCUUGGUGCCACUGGCCCAGAGGGUGACAAGGCCCAGAGGCACAUUUCCUUGCUGUUCCCUGGGGAGGCUCCCUCCCUGUCCACCUGUUCCUCUGAUUACAUGCAGCCCAGCCUGAAGCAGAAGCUGCUCAGCAGUGCCCAGGAAGACCUAAGCUGGCAGGGCCUGAGUGGGGAAGGGGGCCCAGGGCCCAGGGGGAAGAGGAAAGAGCCCCCAGGCUUGAGGGUGGAACACAUGUCCAAGCUGGUCAGCAAGGACCUGCCAGGUGGCUGCACAGAGGCUGGACCCUUCCUGCGAGCAGUGUCGGGGGUCCCAACCUUGCCCCCUGGACCCUCCAUAACACUGCCUGCUACCCUGGCCUCCGAGUCAGCAAUCCUUGCUCCUUCAGGGGCAACUCCUAGCCAGAAGAGACCACACCCUGGGUCCCCAGAGCCCCCCAACGCAGAUGGGAGGCCUGGUCUCUCUCGGCCCUACGUGGAUAGUAACAGCAGCAUGAGCGGCAGCCAGGCCCCCUGCAUGGGUUUUUCUGCCCUGGGGGAGAGCUCAGCUGAGGAGCAGCCAGAGAGUGAGGACUACUCAGAAGACCAGCGGUUCUACCAGUACAUCCUGCAGAUGGUCAAGAUCUCCCGGCACCUGGAGGGCCUGGAGCUACCUGAGGGUGUGCAGGAGCCUCCGUGCUGGGACCUAGCCAAUAUGGUCUGCUGCCUGGCACCCUCGUCAUCACCACCGCUGAGUGAGGGCGAGUGUGAGGUGCUUCAGGCUGAGGACAGGGACAUGCAGUGUCUGCCCUGGGGGCCGGAGCUGCUGGAGCACCCGGCCCUAGGUGCUCAGGCCCCUGCCGGCCAGGAGGCCUCACAGCUGGCCCACUAUCAGUCGAGCCACGGUGCGCUCAGGCAAGGCCUGGCUGAGCUGGGUGCUGGUAGAGGACUUGCCCUAGAGCCAGACAGGCAGCAGCUGUACCACCAGGUAGGCGUCACCUCCGAGGUGGCCCCGGGCCCGCCCUCCCAUCUGCCUGCACUGCCCUCCCUAGGGGUCUCUCCAGAGGAUGAAAUACACUUCUUGGUUCUAGUUUUUAGGCAUUAUUUGAUUUUGGGACUCCUGACCUUUCUCUCUUUGAAAGGCUCCUACUUCAGCUCUGCCCAGCGGUCUCGGAGGGGCAGCGGCAAUUUAGUGGGGUCCUGAGAGGUGUGCCUGACAAGAUACAGCUCCACCAGAUGUUUUCUUGUGGCCAUCAUGGCCACCA